UGCAGUACCUUUUGUAGUAAGGAAGUCCGAAUUUAACUUCUCAACAUGAAAGCAAUGCACUACUACUUGUGUGCCUUGUUCGUGUUUUAUUCAGAACAAGUUACAGGCGAAGAGCUUAACUCGUAUAUUAAGUUUAAACUGAAGAUAAUUGACGAAAUUAUUCACAAUCUCUUAGAACACUUAUCAAAAGGAAACCAUAUUAAAAUGACACCCAAAUAUGAAAUUAUUCCAAAAGUUGUUGCUAAAUAUAAGGAUUGUACUGAGAUAAAAAAAAGCGGGGUUAGUAAAUCGGGCAUUUACGAGAUAUGGCCUUUGAAUGGCACAACUCAACUUAAUUUCAAUGUAUAUUGCGACAUGGAAACUGACGGAGGAGGAUGGACGAAAAUGCAAUUGUUUGAUUUCAGAUUUCAUCUUAUACUAUUAAAUAAGAAAAAUGAAAUUUUAACAUUUCUUAUAGACAUUAUUGCUAAUUUACGUACCAACUACGUAACUUCUAUGUGUGAUUCAUUAAUAGUGCAUCAUAAUGGAAGAAAAUUUAGUACUUUUGAUAAAGACAAUGACGAAGCUUCAUCAACCAAUUGCGCUAAGUAUUAUAAAGGUGCUUGGUGGUAUAAUAGCUGCUAUGAUUCAAGCUUGAAUGGCCUGUACUUGAAUGGUCCUCAUAAAUCAUAUGGCGAUGGAGUGGAAUGGCACAAAUGGAAAGUUUUCAAUAUGAGAGCAAUGCAUUUCUACUUGUGUGCCUUGUUUCUGUUUAAUUUAGAACAAGUUACAGGAGAAGAUCUCGACUCGUAUAUUAAGUUUAAACUGAAGAUAAUUGACGAAAUUAUCCACAAUCUCUUAGAACACUUAUUAAAAGAAAACCACAUUAAAAUCACACCCGAAUAUAAAAUUAUUCCAAAAGUUGUUGCUAAAUAUAAGGAUUGUACUGAGAUAAAAAAAAGCGGGGUUAGUAAAUCGGGCAUUUACGAGAUAUGGCCUUUGAAUGGCACAACUCAACUUAAUUUCAAUGUAUAUUGCGACAUGGAAACUGACGGAGGAGGAUGGACGGUGUUUCAGAGAAGAGGCGAUUUCGGACAUCCUCAAAAUUAUUUCUUAAAAAAUUGGACGGAAUACUCACGAGGAUUUGGAAAUUUGGAUGAAGAUUUCUGGUUAGGUAAUGAGAAAUUGCACGUUCUAACCAACCAAGGUAGUUAUUCCCUUAGAGUUGAUAUGAAAGACAAAGAAGGAAAUAGUCGAUACGCUCAAUAUAAGCAGUUCAAAAUUGGAAAUAACCAACAACUGUUCCAAUUGCAUGUUUCGGAAUACAGUGGAAAUGCUGGUGAUUCAUUAACACGGAAUCAUAAUGGAAGAAAAUUUAGUACUUUUGAUAAAGACAAUGACGAAUCUCCAAAUAAUUGCGCUAAUAUUUACAAGGGUGCUUGGUGGUACAGCAAAUGCUUCGAUUCGAAUUUGAAUGGACUGUUUUUGAAUGGCCCUCAUAACUCAUUUGGUGAUGGAGUGGAAUGGCACCAUUGGAAAGGUGUGAAUUAUUCGUUGCCAUUCGUAGAAAUGAAGAUUCGACGUAACUGA
This is a messenger RNA of Centruroides sculpturatus (bark scorpion), 1569 nucleotides long. RefSeq names its product angiopoietin-1-like. The transcript is spliced from 9 exons. Bases 46 to 1569 code for a protein of 507 amino acids. NCBI's taxonomy places the organism in Eukaryota, Metazoa, Arthropoda, Arachnida, Scorpiones, Buthidae. The record is from RefSeq and is a predicted model, not a curated record.